Messenger RNA from Octodon degus (degu), 5743 nucleotides. It is a transcript of the gene Kif5b, whose product is annotated as kinesin family member 5B. Gene Ontology annotation, biological process: microtubule-based movement. The transcript has 26 exons. The record is from RefSeq and is a predicted model, not a curated record. Gene Ontology annotation, molecular function: ATP binding; microtubule binding; microtubule motor activity. NCBI's taxonomy places the organism in Eukaryota, Metazoa, Chordata, Mammalia, Rodentia, Octodontidae. The coding region runs from base 425 to 3316 and encodes 963 amino acids.
GCCGCCCAGCCUGCCGCCCAGUUGCCGGUCUGCGGCCUCUGGAGGCGUCGGGUGUCUGCCGGCUCCUGAGCCGGCGUUUACAGCUCAGCUGGGGGCCCGGUGGGCCCGGCCUACAGUUUUAACAGAAGGGAGCAGGGGGUCACUCGCAGGCCCCUAGGAUCUUCCCGAUCCCCGCAGCCUUCCCAGGCCGGCUAGGGAGAAGCUGAGGCGCUCUGACGCUCUGCCCAGUGCCGUCGCCGCCAUGAUGGAGCGGAAGUGAGGCGCGGGGCGAGGGCUGCCGGCGCCGGCGUCUGGAGUUCCCGUCCCCGCCGCCCCUGCUCGGCGGACCGCGGACUCGCCCUGCUCUCGCAACUCCGGAGCCUCAGCCCCAGGCGCCUUCUCUCCGAGUCUGAGCGGCGGGGAGCGGCUCCUGGCCGCCGGGAAGAUGGCGGACCCGGCCGAGUGUAACAUCAAAGUGAUGUGUCGCUUCAGACCCCUCAACGAGUCGGAGGUGAACCGCGGCGACAAGUAUGUCGCCAAGUUCCAGGGAGACGACACAGUCAUGAUCGCGUCCAAACCUUAUGCAUUUGAUCGGGUAUUCCAGUCAAGCACAUCCCAAGAGCAAGUAUACAAUGACUGUGCAAAGAAGAUUGUUAAAGAUGUACUUGAAGGAUAUAAUGGAACAAUAUUUGCGUAUGGACAAACAUCCUCUGGGAAGACACACACAAUGGAGGGUAAACUUCAUGAUCCAGAAGGCAUGGGAAUUAUCCCAAGAAUUGUGCAAGAUAUUUUUAAUUAUAUUUACUCCAUGGAUGAAAAUUUGGAAUUUCAUAUUAAGGUUUCAUAUUUUGAAAUAUAUUUGGAUAAGAUAAGGGACCUAUUAGAUGUUUCAAAGACCAACCUUUCAGUUCAUGAAGACAAAAACCGAGUUCCCUAUGUUAAGGGGUGCACAGAACGUUUUGUGUGUAGUCCAGAUGAAGUUAUGGAUACCAUAGAUGAAGGAAAAUCUAACAGACAUGUAGCAGUUACAAAUAUGAAUGAACAUAGCUCUAGAAGUCACAGUAUAUUUCUUAUUAAUGUAAAACAAGAAAACACACAAACAGAACAAAAGCUGAGUGGAAAACUUUAUCUGGUUGAUUUAGCUGGUAGUGAAAAGGUUAGUAAAACUGGAGCUGAAGGUGCUGUGCUGGAUGAAGCCAAGAACAUCAACAAGUCACUUUCUGCUCUUGGAAAUGUCAUUUCUGCUUUGGCUGAGGGUAGUACAUAUGUUCCAUAUCGAGAUAGUAAAAUGACAAGAAUUCUUCAAGACUCACUUGGUGGUAACUGUAGAACCACUAUUGUAAUUUGCUGCUCUCCGUCAUCAUAUAAUGAGUCUGAAACAAAAUCUACACUCUUAUUUGGUCAAAGAGCCAAAACAAUUAAGAAUACAGUUUGUGUCAAUGUGGAGUUAACAGCAGAACAGUGGAAAAAGAAGUACGAAAAAGAGAAAGAAAAAAAUAAGACCCUUCGGAACACCAUUCAGUGGCUUGAGAACGAACUCAAUCGGUGGCGUAACGGGGAGACAGUGCCUGUUGAUGAACAGUUUGACAAAGAGAAAGCCAAUUUGGAAGCUUUCACAGUAGAUAAGGAUAUUACUAUUACCAAUGACAAACCAGCAGCCACGAUUGGAGUUACUGGAAGUUUCACUGAUGCUGAAAGAAGGAAGUGUGAAGAAGAAAUUGCUAAAUUGUACAAGCAACUUGAUGACAAGGAUGAAGAAAUUAACCAGCAGAGCCAACUAGUAGAGAAACUAAAGACACAAAUGUUGGAUCAGGAGGAGCUUCUGGCAUCUACUAGAAGGGAUCAAGACAAUAUGCAAGCUGAGCUGAACCGCCUUCAAGCAGAAAAUGAUGCCUCUAAGGAAGAAGUAAAGGAAGUUUUACAGGCCUUAGAGGAACUUGCUGUCAAUUAUGAUCAGAAGUCUCAGGAAGUUGAAGAUAAAACUAAGGAAUAUGAAUUACUUAGUGAUGAAUUAAAUCAGAAAUCGGCAACUUUAGCAAGUAUAGAUGCUGAGCUUCAGAAACUGAAGGAAAUGACCAACCACCAGAAAAAAAGAGCAGCUGAGAUGAUGGCAUCUCUGCUGAAAGACCUUGCAGAAAUAGGAAUUGCUGUGGGAAACAAUGAUGUAAAGCAGCCUGAGGGCACUGGCAUGAUAGACGAAGAAUUCACUGUUGCAAGGCUGUACAUUAGCAAAAUGAAGUCAGAAGUCAAAACAAUGGUGAAGCGCUGCAAACAGUUAGAAAGCACACAAACUGAGAGCAACAAGAAGAUGGAAGAAAAUGAGAAGGAGUUAGCAGCAUGCCAGCUUCGUAUUUCUCAGCAUGAAGCCAAAAUCAAGUCAUUAACUGAGUAUCUUCAAAAUGUGGAGCAAAAGAAAAGACAGCUAGAGGAAUCUGUUGAUUCACUCAGUGAAGAACUGGUCCAGCUUCGAGCACAAGAAAAGGUCCAUGAAAUGGAAAAAGAGCACUUAAAUAAAGUUCAGACUGCAAAUGAAGUCAAGCAAGCUGUUGAACAGCAGAUCCAAAGUCACAGGGAAACUCAUCAAAAACAGAUUAGUAGUUUGAGAGAUGAAGUUGAGGCAAAAGAAAAACUUAUAACUGAUCUUCAAGACCAAAAUCAGAAAAUGAUGUUAGAGCAAGAACGUCUAAGAGUAGAACAUGAAAAAUUAAAAGUUACAGAUCAGGAAAAGAGCAGAAAACUACAUGAGCUUACGGUUAUGCAAGAUAGACGAGAACAAGCACGGCAAGAUUUGAAGGGUUUGGAAGAGACAGUGGCAAAAGAACUUCAGACUUUGCACAAUCUGCGCAAGCUCUUUGUUCAGGACUUGGCCACCAGAGUUAAAAAGAGUGCUGAGAUUGAUUCUGAUGAUACUGGAGGCAGUGCUGCUCAGAAGCAGAAGAUCUCAUUCCUUGAAAAUAAUCUUGAGCAGCUCACCAAGGUGCACAAGCAGUUGGUACGUGACAAUGCAGAUCUUCGUUGUGAACUUCCUAAGUUAGAGAAGCGACUUCGAGCUACAGCCGAGAGAGUGAAAGCUUUGGAGUCAGCACUGAAAGAAGCCAAAGAAAAUGCAUCUCGUGAUCGAAAACGCUAUCAGCAAGAAGUAGACCGCAUAAAGGAAGCAGUCAGGUCAAAGAACAUGGCUAGAAGAGGACAUUCUGCACAGAUUGCUAAACCUAUUCGUCCUGGGCAACAUCCAGCAGCUUCCCCAACUCAUCCAAGUGCGAUUCGUGGAGGAGGAGCAUUUGUCCAGAAUAGCCAGCCAGUAGCACUGCGAGGUGGUGGAGGCAAACAGAUGUAAACAUGUCUGCAUAUUCACAGGUAUUGAAAAACAAUUGAAGUAUGAAGAGGUUAUAGUAUCAGUAGUCAUUCAGUGACUGUAACCUCUGCUCCCUUGGGAUUGUAGAAUUAUAACUUUUUAAAAAAUGUAUAAAUGACACCUGGCCUGUACAGCUGUUUCCUACCCACUCUUGUAAACUCUGCUGCUUCCCAACACAACUAGAGUGCAAUUUUGGCGUCUUAGGAGGAGAAAUGACAGUUUACAACUGUGGCCCUAUUUAUUACACAGUCGUCUUUUGUGUCUUAAUUUUAGUCUUUACUGUGCCAAGCUGACUGUACCUUAUAGGACUGUGCUUUUUGUAUUUGCUUUUUGUUUAUAUGUUUGUUUUUUAAUUUCAGUUUAAAUUACUUAGUAGCUACUACUUCCUUUUUUCUUUUCCUACUAAAUGUCUUCCUUUUUGUAGGGGAAAUGGAACAUUUAGUUUAAGUGUCUUAAAUGUUACCAUUUACAACACUACAUGCCCACAAAAUAAUCAGGUCAGUGCUAUAUUUUAAAAUCCCUUGCAGUGAAAUCAGGGUUAAAAUUAUUUGUAUUGCCUUUGGCAUUUGCUCCUGGAAACUUGUCUGAGUGUGUAGCCUUAAAGCUGCCUGGCUAGGCUUGAGACUAAUUAGACGAUCGUCAUCUUAUGAGAUUGUCAUCUCAUGCCGUGCCUGUUGCCCAGUUACUCUGAUGGGAAGCCAGUCUCAGUUAGCUUGGAAAAGGAACUGCAUCUCUCUUCCUAAUUCUGUACUUAACAUAUCUUGAUGGAAUGAAAAAUCCCCUGCUUCAUUCUGAUGAGCCUGCUAGCUAAUAGAGUUGGGCAGGUAGUAAUUUGUCAUUUUUAUUAUAGUAAAAUUAAGAUAUUAUGGGAUUAAACAUAAUUACUAUAUUGGCUGAUAUAAAUUUAUAAGCUGUGAAAAUGGAGAAAAAUUCAAAGAAACGACAGAUACAUAGUAAAAUUUAAAAUGCAUAGGUAAAUUUUGGUCAGAAAUCUUUGAUGUGUUUUUAACGUGCACUAAGUCAUACACUAUAAUUUUUUUUAUUUAGUGUAGAAAUAGUGGUAUGCAAGUCAUUGUACUUUACAGUACACAGUAAAGUACACUUGGCCAUUGUUCAUAAUUUUGUAAUAGCACUGUGUGCCUGUUUUGCCACUUCUUCCUCAGAUUAAGCUACGUCGGCAGUUUAUUUUGGACAGCUAUAAAAAUAAUAGGGAAAGUGAUUUCAUUGUGUCUUCAUCUGUGAUGGAGGUGACUAACUGUGGCAGAAGUUUGCAGAGAAUGGGUUUAUAAGGUUAUUCAGUCAAUUUAGAGACUUGCAAAGUUCUGUGUUAGGAUCUGGCUGGCAGAAUUAACUUUUUGAAAAGUUUUAUAUACAGAUAUUUGUAUUAUUAAAUUUGGAGCCAUAAUUACAAGACUCAGAUCAUAAUUGGCUUAUUUUUCUAUUUCCUUAACUAUUGUAAUUUCCACUUUUAUAAUAAGUUCGAUUUGAAAGAUUUAUUUAUUUUUUUAACAAUCAAAAAUUCUUGCUGUUGUAGUCUGCAGCCUUUAAAAUGAUUGGGUUGCUUUUAGGGUACUAAAAGAAAGCUCCAGAAGUUGAGAGGAAAGUGUGUUGCAACAAGAUAGAAGUAAUGCAGUUAACAAAGGAAGUGCUACAGGGUCCAUGAUGAUAGUUUGCUAAAUGUGAGAAAUUUGGCUACAUCCAUAUUGACAUUUUUUUUUCAAAUACAAACUUGGUUUUUGGCAAUAUUCAUAAAGGAAAUGAUUUUUGUUCCUCUUACCUGAUUCUAUAGUUAUGAUAUAUUAUGGGUAUCGGUGCUGUGUAACAAACAAUGGAUUGUAACUAGCAUGUGGUUCAGAAUACAUAUUUUUUAAAUAUCUUAAUGGUUCUUUUCUAUUUAUAACUUCAAACUUUCAUAAAGUACACCAAGAAUUUCAUAAAUUUGUUUUCGGUGAACUGCUCUUUUUGCUGUGAUAGGUCAUUAAACACAGCAUUUCUUAUAAAUGGAAAUUUCUUGAUUAUCUAGAGUAUUGACACCUACUUCAAUUUGCAGUGUCUUUUUUUUUUUUUUUUUUUGGACUGGAUAUAUUAAUGUUCCUCUGAAUGGUAUUGAUAAAUAGUUCAGAAGAGAAAUUCAAUGAAAUAAAAAUAUUUAUUCAUGGUGAUCAAUUAAGUUAUUUGCUUAACUUAAGAAAACUAACUACUGUGCAUAACUCAAUUUUUUUGUAACAGUUUUGACAUGAGGUGACAGUAGAGUCUGAGUCUACCUGUGGAAUAUGCUAGAUUGUUUUCAGUGCUUGAAAAUACACUCAGAGGUAAUUGGCUUGGGAAGACGCCAUAUAAUUUUAAGUUAACCUGCAUGCCAUAAAUGUGUUUUAUGUCUAAAUAAAAAGGAAACAUUUUGAAAUGUAA